Molecule: messenger RNA, 669 nt
Organism: Abrus precatorius (Indian licorice)
Lineage: Eukaryota; Viridiplantae; Streptophyta; Magnoliopsida; Fabales; Fabaceae
Product: transcription factor MYB2-like
Exons: 4
Biological process (GO): regulation of DNA-templated transcription
Cellular component (GO): nucleus
Molecular function (GO): sequence-specific DNA binding; DNA-binding transcription factor activity
Source: RefSeq, a predicted model, not a curated record
AUGGAUUAUGCUAAGGUGAAGAAAGGAGGGUCCAUAGAACAGGUGCAGCAGAGUGGAGAGGACGAGACAAGCAUCAGAAAAGGUCCAUGGAGCAUUGAAGAGGACACCAUUCUCACAAACUAUGUCGCUACCCACGGUGACGGUCGCUGGAAUUCCGUCGCUCGCUCUUCAGGCCUAAAGAGAUCGGGGAAAAGUUGCAGGUUAAGAUGGCUAAACUACUUGCGUCCUGAUGUUCGUCGUGGGAACAUAACACUCCAAGAACAAAUCACCAUUCUUGACCUCCAUUCUCGGUGGGGUAAUAGGUGGUCGAAAAUUGCCCAGCACUUGCCGGGUAGAACAGACAACGAAAUAAAGAAUUAUUGGAGAACACGAGUGAUUAAGCAAGCAAAGCAACUAAAGUGUGACGUCGACAGUAAACAGUUCAAAGAUGCUUUGCGUUACGUAUGGUUACCCCGUUUGAUUGAGCGGAUUCAGCCACCCUCUCAAACACACCCAAGCCCAAGAGUACACGGGUCAGAAAGUUCUGGUUCGGGAACAGAGUGGGUGAAGCAGAGUUCAUCGGGUGUGGAAGUGGAUCACAACACAAGUUUGAAUGCGUUUGGUGGCGGUGGCGGUGGCGAAAUAAUGGAGAAUUUGUGGGAGGAUGAGAAUAUAUGGUUUAAUAUAAAA